Messenger RNA from Anoplophora glabripennis (Asian longhorned beetle), 1483 nucleotides. RefSeq names its product juvenile hormone epoxide hydrolase 1-like. The record is from RefSeq and is a predicted model, not a curated record. Gene Ontology annotation, biological process: epoxide metabolic process. The transcript has 5 exons. Gene Ontology annotation, molecular function: epoxide hydrolase activity. Lineage: Eukaryota; Metazoa; Arthropoda; Insecta; Coleoptera; Cerambycidae. Bases 75 to 1460 code for a protein of 461 amino acids.
GAGUAUUUAUAUCACUUUUGUAAUCAUUCUUAUUCGGGUAAUGUGUACUGCAAGCAGCACAAUUUGAAUUAUAAAUGUGGGGGAAAAUACUUAUCGUCGUACUUAUCGCUUGGUUGUCGGCGUCUUUCUUCGCGCGUGUUAAGAAUUUUUUUUUUUCUACUCCGCAACUACCGCUCAUAAAAGAUGAGCUUUGGUGGGGUCCCGGAAAACCGUACGCUAAUGAGGACACCGAUAUCAAACCGUUUACCAUAAACGUGUCGCAAACAGUCCUUACUGACUUAAACUGGCGGCUCAGCCAGGCCUUGCCCUUUCAACCGGCACUAGAAGGGGUCCAGCAACAGUACGGAAUCAACACAAACCAUCUAAGAAACAUCAUCGACUUUUGGCAGACCAAAUACGAUUGGAGACAGCGCGAAAAACUUCUCAACAUAUUCCCGCAGUACACCACAAGCAUACAAGGCUUGAAAAUUCACUAUAUACACGUAAAACCGAAAGUAACCAAAGGCGUAAAGGUCUUGCCCUUGUUCAUUUUGCACGGAUGGCCUAGUUCAGCGCGGGAAUUUUACGAUAUUAUACCUCUCCUUACAAACCCCACGGGAGACUUCGUUUUCGAAGUUGUAGCGCCUUCAUUGCCAGGCUAUGCAUUUUCCGCAGCGGCCGUCAGACCGGGACUCAACCCCAUGGAAAUAGCCGUCAUCUUCAAGAAUCUGAUGGAGCGUCUGGGCUUCCACAGGUACUACCUCCACGGUGGUGACUGGGGCAGCCAGGUGGUAGCCGCCAUGGCUACUCUGUACCCCCAUAAGAUUUUGGGAACGCAUUCCAAUUUCUGCUUCGUGAACACCCCGUUAGCACAUCUUAAGCUAAUGGUAGGGAGCUUCUUCCCAUGGUUGAUAGUCGAGGAUGAUAUCCGCGAUAAAGUCUACCCGCUGUCGGAGAAAUACAUGAGGUGGAUCGAAGAGACGGGUUAUAUGCACAUCCAGGCGACGAAACCGGAUACUAUAGGCGUCGCUCUAAGAGACAGUCCCGUUGGUCUAGCGGCUUAUUUGAUGGAGAAGUACUCUAUUUUCACGAACCCCCACUGGAAGAACCUGGACGACGCCGGUUUGACCCAAAAAUUCAAGCUGGAGGACCUCCUGGACAACGUCAUGAUCUACUGGGUAACCGGAUGUAUCACCAGCUCGAUGCGUAUCUAUGCUGAAUCUUUCAAUGAGAGGUACAACUCUUUGAAGUUGCCACAAAUACCCACACCGGUUCCAAGCGGGUGCGCAAGGUUCUCACACGAAGUGGUGUACCAACCAGAGACGGUAUUGAGGCAGAAAUUUCCGAAUCUGGUCCACUUGGCCGACUACGAAGGCGGACAUUUUGCAGCAGCGGAAGAACCAAAAAUUUUAGCGAAAGACUUAUAUUUAUUCGUAGAGAAAGUAGAAAAGAUAAGCGGCGACAAUAAAGGAACAAGAUAAAAGUUUUAAAUAUUGAUGUAAUA